AUGCCUGAGAAGCGUGGAAGACCCCCUAAGGAGGACGGAGAUGAGCGGAAAAGACAGAAACGUGAAGCAGGUGCUCGACGGGCACGGAAACACUACAACGAACAUCGACGGGCGCAGUCACCCACCCAGGAAAACCUCCAGCCAUAUGAAAGGAUGGUCGACUUUACGAUCAUGGGGCAAGGUCCUGCGGAGUUGGAAGCUGCGCAAACACUUGCAGCAAUGAAUCUUCGUGUCCAAGCGUUGACUCUUGCUCAAGACUUUCCGGAUGCGCAACUCCGCGAGGGAGCCACCCCCGUCGACGAGCAUGCUACAUUAUAUGAUGAUAAUGAGUUGAUCGCAGCUAGGAACGAUCUACGGCGUCCGAGUCCUACCCUUCGCUACGCUACUAUGGACAGAGCCUCCCCCCGACCAGUAAGCAGUCCGUCGGGUCGAUCACGAGUUCCUCGAUUUUCUUCGACGCGGUCUCCUCUCAAUCGACUAUCGACACCUAUAACGCGUACUAUUCAACCGUCCCCCAUCCGCCCUUCUUUUAGCCCUAUUUCUCCUACGCUUGUCGAGAAUAAAUGGACACAGCGUAGAGGCAGUGAAGAUUUAAGAUUCGCAGACAAUGAUCUUGAGGAUGACGCAGACGACGGAGAUGCCACUGAGCAGUACAGUCUGGGCGACUACCGUGAAGAUGCCGAAGUAAGAGGUGAUGAAACACCCAAGGAUGAUGAUAACCAUGGCGCAGAGUCUAGUGAUGACAACGAAAUCAAUUUCAUAGGUCGCGACGAAGAAAGUGAACCUCCCAUUUCUGAUCUGCAGUACGCGGCUGAAAAGCUCUUUGCAUUUUUCCAAGGCGACGUGGGCGGCUGCACGGAGGAGCAACAUGAUGAACGGCGGCGGCAGCGCAUGGCCAGCGUGGCCGAUGACGACCACCACGGCUUGGAUGACAUUUUCAAUGAUCCUGACACCCCUUCCGUACUGACAUCGCCUGAUUUGCUGACUCCUGAUCGACUGGCCCGCCAUGUGCCUCCCACUCCUGCGCAGUUACAGUCUAUGUUUUGUGGCAUUUCUCCCCAGCAGCCCCGUCCCCCCUAUGUUUGUUUACACCUAGAAGAAACUCGCGCCCAGCCUCCUCGACAAGGGUUCGACGUUGACAGCUUUCUGGGAUUUCUGCAUUCACUGGCCGCCUGUCGAGAAGGCCUAUGGCACCAGCCCGCCCCUCAAGCACGACAGAACAUCACGACCGAUGUCCACCUGGAAACCCCCAUGUUCGUCCAGGGCGAAGAUCCGGAGCAAGCACCUCGUGCGACUUUAGCUAUGCUUCGAGAUGUUCCGCAUAUACUCUUCGGUCGAGUCGCCAACGACCACGACAUCACCAUUCACAUCCUGUUCCCUCACCUUCCCCGCCCGCAAGAGAAGUUCGUUUCCCUCACGCAGGAGCAACUAUCACGCUGGCUAGAUCAAAUCUUCUACCCGAUCCUCUAUCCGUAUUGCGAAGCUGGAUAUACGCAACAUCUCCCGGCCAGCUUUCGGAACGCGUACGCGGAUUCCAAAGCUCGUCAGGUCGAAGCACGCCUCGUGGAGACGGCUAGUUAUCAAGCCCAGCAAUCACUUGGCUACCAUCUUCAGCCCGAAUACCUAGGCUCGAUUUGGACGGACAUCCUCCACAGGAUCGAGACAACACCGGGUCUCGCGGACUUUCGAGAGCCCCAACUAUUUUUUUCGAGCAAAGGAAGAAAGUUGAAAUUCAUGACUAGUCGUUCUCGACCGACCCAGUUAGAUUCUAUGGAACGCUUUGAGCGUCAUUUCGAGAAUGUCUUUGACCUGGAAUUUGUCGACCUCGAGCGGACCUAUAUCGACGUGGGAACCGAGAUCUGUCCCUCUGUCAGCCACGUUCCUACCCAUCGGACGCACGUCGACGAAGAAGCUCAGGUCUAUGCCUGGAAACGUUGCUGCCUGGAACAAAUCAUCCGUCGGCUCUACGACGAUAAGCCUCCUGCAAAAAACGGGAAAGGGCAGCGGUUCUAUGACCAGAAUAUGCUGUAUGAAGCCUCUAGCGUCACCAGUGUGCCCCCUAAAGGAUCUCGACUCUAUCACGGAGACGUCCGGUACAUCCAGCUCUACGGCUCCGUCAAGGAAGUCUGGGAUCGAGCCAAACGUCCACCGUUUAGCAACGAUGGGCUGGAAGAGAUGGCGUUAGACGACCAAAUUCGGCAGGCUGCCCGACACCUCGCCGGAGGUCGUCGACGAGAGGCGAAGACCAUCGAACGGAGCUAUUGCACGGCCAAAUGUCGGACAUGUGAUGAUCUCCGGGACGCACGGCUGAAAUCCUUCAGCAUUCGCGCCGAGUUUCGCAUUUCAUGGGCCUUAUUUCAAGCUCUCAUGGCUCGCCUGCGUCUCGAACCGCGCGACCAGCUCGAGGUCACGCACGCCGAUUGUCCCUCGUACGCUUGGGCGAUCAAAACGGAGGUGUACCUGAACUUCCUCUGGCGUAACGCGGACAAAUUCGCCACUCUAUUUGAGAUGACUCGCGCGCGAUGCCGACGAGACUUGGUGACGUGGGAGCAGACUCUAUAUAUCUCCCUACGCCUAAGGUUAGACCUACCCCUUGGAAUUUCUUUAUUUUUAGCUUAUCUUAAUUUACUAAUUCUUAAUUAA
Molecule: messenger RNA, 2643 nt
Organism: Cladophialophora immunda
Lineage: Eukaryota; Fungi; Ascomycota; Eurotiomycetes; Chaetothyriales; Herpotrichiellaceae
Exons: 2
Coding region: 1-2643 (880 amino acids)
Source: RefSeq, a predicted model, not a curated record